CGCCUGUGACGGCGAAGCCACAGGAUUCGAUUGGGGUCUCGAGUCGAUUACUAACCGCCCGCUCGCUCCUCUCCAGGAAAAUGCCCACCUUCCUUGCGGACCAUGUCGAGAAGAAUAACCUCCAGGGCAAGCUACGCUACACCCUGUUCGUGGGUGCCUCAUCGGGCGCAGAGACCGAGAACCGCUGGGCGGCUCUCGACAUGAUCGAGAGGCGCAGCCCCCAUCAAGUUGGCAAGAACAUCGCCAAGGGCAUCAACGAAGGCCGCAUCAAGUUCUUCGACAAGCAUCUGAGCAUGUUUCCCGUCGACCUCGUAUAUGGGUUUUACACCAAGGACAGGAUGAGCAACAAGAUCGACGUGGCCGUGGUGGAGGCGACCGAGAUCAAGGAGGAUGGCAGCAUCGUUCCAGGCGCCUCUGUCGGUGCCACGCCCGAGCUUCUCCAGCUCGCCGAAAAGAUCAUUAUCGAAGUCAACACGGCUCUGCCCAGCUUCGACGGCCUACAUGACAUUACCAUGACCGACUUGCCGCCACGCCGGAAGCCAUACCUUAUUACCAACGUCGAGGACCGCAUCGGCUCCAACUCGAUCCCAAUCGACCCCGAGAAGGUCGUCGGUAUCCUUGAGUCGGAUUACAAGGACCAGACCCUCCCCAAUUCCCCGGCGGACGAGGUCUCGCAGAAGAUUGCCGGCCACCUCAUCGAGUUCUUUGAGCACGAAGUCAAGCACGGUCGCCUGCCUCCCAGCUUGCUACCGCUGCAGUCUGGCAUCGGAAACAUUGCCAACGCCGUCAUUGGUGGCCUGGAUAAUUCCAACUUCCGCAAUCUCAAGGUGUGGACCGAGGUCAUCCAGGACACCUUCCUCGACCUGUUCGACUCGGGCCGCCUCGACUUCGCCACGGCCACUUCGGUGCGCUUUUCCCCGUCCGGCUUCGAGCGCUUCUACAAGAACUGGGAGUCCUACGAGAACAAGCUGCUGCUGCGUUCGCAGCAGGUGUCCAACUCGCCCGAGAUCAUCCGCCGCCUCGGCGUCAUCGGCAUGAACACGCCCGUCGAGGUCGACAUCUACGCCCACGCCAACUCGACCUGCGUCAUGGGCAGCCGCAUGCUCAACGGCCUGGGCGGCUCCGCCGACUUCCUGCGCAACGCCAAGUACAGCAUCAUGCACACGCCCUCGACCCGCCCCUCCAAGACGGACCCGCACGGCGUCAGCUGCAUCGUGCCCAUGUGCACCCACGUCGACCAGACCGAGCACGACCUCGACAUCAUCGUCACCGAGAACGGCCUGGCCGACGUCCGUGGCCUCAGCCCCCGCGAGCGCGCCCGCGUCAUCAUUGACAAGUGUGCCCACGAGGUCUACCGCCCCAUCCUCAAGGCCUACUUCGAGAAGGCCGAGAGCGAGUGCCUGCGCAAGGGCAUGGGCCACGAGCCCCACCUGCUGUGGAACGCCUUCGACAUGCACAAGGCGCUGAGCGAGGAGGGCAGCAUGCAGAAGGUCAAGCUGUGGUAGCCAAGCGGCAGU
This is a messenger RNA of Thermothelomyces thermophilus ATCC 42464, 1517 nucleotides long. RefSeq lists its product as uncharacterized. Lineage: Eukaryota; Fungi; Ascomycota; Sordariomycetes; Sordariales; Chaetomiaceae. Gene Ontology annotation, molecular function: acetate CoA-transferase activity; acetyl-CoA hydrolase activity. The transcript has 2 exons. The record is from RefSeq and is a predicted model, not a curated record. Gene Ontology annotation, cellular component: mitochondrion. The coding region runs from base 81 to 1505 and encodes 474 amino acids. Gene Ontology annotation, biological process: acetate metabolic process.